Messenger RNA from Aquila chrysaetos chrysaetos, 2155 nucleotides. It is a transcript of the gene IL22RA2, whose product is annotated as interleukin 22 receptor subunit alpha 2. The record is from RefSeq and is a predicted model, not a curated record. NCBI's taxonomy places the organism in Eukaryota, Metazoa, Chordata, Aves, Accipitriformes, Accipitridae. Gene Ontology annotation, molecular function: interleukin-22 receptor activity; protein binding.
ACUUCCUUGUAAGACAUGCCCAAGAGGAAGAGAAAUGCUCUUCAGUCAUGGAGCGCUCUCCUAAGCAUGAGGGGGCUACUGCUUUCCUCCCUCUGCUUACUGAUGCACCUGCUUCAGGAUGAGAUAACUACAAUUUUAGUUUUGGAAAACCAAGACCUGCAAGAUUCAAUUAAGCCGCAGAAGGUAGAGUUUCGUUCGUUAAACUUCAACAGCACUUUGCAUUGGCAGCCUGGGAGGGCCAGAGAGGCAAGAGACACAGUCUACUUUGUGCAGUAUAAAGUGUAUGGGCAGAGCACGUGGCAAAACAAAGACGACUGCUGGGGGAUUCAAAACCAUGUCUGUGACCUGACGACUGAGACCUCUGACAUCCAAGAGCCUUACUACGGCAGAGUGAAAGCCGUGUCAGCUGGCGUCUAUUCCGACUGGAGCCUCAGCUGCAGAUUCACUCCCUGGCGAGAAACUAUGAUAGGACCUCCGACCGUAAUUGUGAUUCAUAGCAACAAAUCCAUAAUACUAAAGCUCCAGGCUCCACGUUCUCCUUAUAAAAGGAAGAGAGGCAGCAAGAUACCAAUGACAAAUUAUUAUGAUCUGCUAUACCAAGUCUUCAUAAUUAACAACUUGCUAGACGAGCAACACAGAGUCCCGGUGUAUGAAGGAAAAGACAAGGUUAUUAAAAUAGAAAAUUUGAGGCCCGGACUGAGCUACUGCGUCGUGGCUAAAACGUACGUGCCAAUGCUGGACCGCAGCAGUGCCUACAGCAGCAGGCAAUGCACUGUGCUGCAGUGACAGGGCUGGCGCCUCUGAGGCAGGUAAGUCACCAGCUGAAAUUGGAGAUGACUCUGGAAGUCAAGAACUAUCCCCUCACCAAAGGCAGAUACUCUCCAAAAGGAGAAAAAAAGUGGCAUAAAAACCACCAUCCCAUAUGACAAUAUUAGCCAGAGUUCUUAUAUCAUCUCAGCUAGUUUCACACCAGGUAGGAAUGAUAUGGCUAAGGAGAUUAGAGGAAUGGUGUGGAUAGUUAUUUGUAUGCUGGCACAGUCCUCAGAAACAUCUCCCUCUUCCCUUUCUUUAUGCAGUUAUACAUAGUAUUGCUUUCAUCAGUUUUUAUCACUGUCAAGUAAUAAUUAACUAGGAAAAUGAGUGAUCUCCAACAUUAUUAACAUGCAAUUCUGCUGCAAGCUCUGCAAUUCUGUUCAGGGAUUUAUGUGAUGUAUUUAAUUCAAAUGGGCCUGUCCUUUUCAUGGCCAUUCUUCAGGUGUAAUGUGUUUAGAAAUAAAUCAGUUAUCAAAUUUCAUGAGUUUCCAUGGGCCAAAAUGCAAGAGUUAGCUCAAUUAGCUGGUCUGAAAAAUCUGUUUGUUUACUUACCUCAAUCAUUAGACUACCUUCACAUAUCAUGUGCCCAGCAGGGAGAUUUACUAUCAUCCUGCCUUGCAGGUACCAAGGCACAGAGUGUACAAAGACCUACGCCAAAGCUGAUUUCUGUGUUGUUGGCCUUAGUAAGCUCAGAUUUGGGCCCUUUCUAGGGGUAGCAGGGGAAAACUGGAAAAGCAUCAUUGUUUGAACCUGUGCGUCUGUUCUCAGAUUGGUACCCUAGCUACGAAAAAUUUUCUUUCUUCUGCUUCAUAAUAUGAUGCAUAACACUGGUCUCUCAUGAAACUUGGUCAGCAGGUUUGGGCUAAGGAAGGAGUCAGUUUCUAGGUGAUUUUCCUGCAUUUUUCCUUGCUUUCCCAGUACUGUGAAAGGCUGGAAGCUCAGGUUGGAGCUGGACUGCUGAACAACCUGCAGAGGUACAGGAGGGAUGCAGGCAAAUGGCAUGUGUUGCAUUUUCAGUUAAAUUGAAUACCAUCCACCUUAAACACGCAGUCCAGUGGCAAUUCUCUUUCUCUUCCCAGUUACAGGAAUAAUGGUGGAAGAUGCAUCCUAUCAGCUCAGAUCCAGCUGUAAAUCAACAUCUGUGGUCUAUGUCUGGAAUACAUACUUGGAUACUUUUUAAAUUAACCUUUGCUGCAUUCAAUGAUUUGGUUCAUCAUAAUCAUUUUAUGCUACACAAAGGCCAAGGAUGCUUUGUAUGUCCUAUAUUACAAUUUAAAAUGGUAUAUAUUUGCAUUUAGAAAGGAAAUAGCCAUGUACUGUAAUAAAAAAAAGAAGGCAAAAG